AUAUAAAGCCCCUCUCCACAACCUUGUUAGACCUUCUUUCGCCCACUUUCGGUUUCACACCUAUUGAUUGAUUUGCGUUUAAUUGCUGCAGAUACUGUUUGGAUUUGGAUCUACACAUACUUUGGAUUCUUCAUUAACCCAUUGAAUUAGGGUUUCACAAAUAGUUUAUAUGUUAGCUUCCAAUUCUUCAUGACCCUCAUGCGUCGAAUUCGUAUUAUGCACUCUUUCUCCGUAGUCUUCCUGUACUGGUUCUACGUGUUUUCAUGAACUAGCCCCCCUCACACCUUGUUUUCCUGUCCAGUUUGUUAUAGAAAUUCCAUAAUUAGAAAACCCUAACUCGCAAAACCUAGCAAGAAAGCAGUAGUGACCUCCCCCUUUUUUGAAUUUCAAUAGUUGUCUGAUUAGCCUCUGAUUGGAACGAUACACAAGACAUGGCUUCGACACAGCAACCAGCUAGUUCAGGUUCUGAUGGCCAACGUUAUGCCACGAAUGACGAUAGAAAACGGAAGAGAAUGGAGUCCAACCGUGAAUCUGCAAGGCGGUCACGGAUGAGGAAGCAGCAGCAUUUGGAGGAGUUGAUGAGCCAAAUGACACAGCUACAGAAUCAGAACGUUCUGUGGCGCGAGAAGAUUGAUGCUGUGGGAAGAAACUACCUGACCCUCAAUGCGGAGAACAAUGUCUUGAGGGCUCAAAUGGCAGAACUGACUGAACGCUUGGAUUCUCUCAAUUCGCUCACUCGUUUCUGGGCUGAUGCUAAUGGACUAGCUGUGGAUAUCCCUGAAAUUCCAGACACUUUGCUUGAGCCCUGGCAGCUUCCUUGCCCAAUUCAACCUAUCACUGCGUCUGCUGAUAUGUUGCAGUUUUGAGCUACAGCUCUGCAGUUCUGAACUACUCCGCUCUUAGCUUGAAUUCUUGUUUAAUCAGGUGUUGUUUGGCUCUUGGAUUGGAAUUUCCGGUCCUUAGUGAAAGUGUUGUUAGGGUUGCUUACAUUAUCCUUUUUGCAGUCGGUCACCUUUCUUUGUUUAUUGUCAAUGUGUGUGUCAGUAACUUCUGUUUGUAUUUGGUGUUAGUUUGGGUAUUGUUGGUACUCCAAUGUUUAGCUCUGGUGGGUUAGCAGUUUCUAGCGCUGUGUCAAUGAUCUUUGCUCUCUAGUUUUAUAAAUAAAUCUUUUAUGUGAAGGAGAAUGGCCAUUGUU
This is a messenger RNA of Nicotiana attenuata, 1195 nucleotides long. Its product is annotated as bZIP transcription factor 53-like. Gene Ontology annotation, molecular function: DNA-binding transcription factor activity; transcription cis-regulatory region binding. The transcript has 2 exons. NCBI's taxonomy places the organism in Eukaryota, Viridiplantae, Streptophyta, Magnoliopsida, Solanales, Solanaceae. The record is from RefSeq and is a predicted model, not a curated record. Bases 432 to 866 code for a protein of 144 amino acids. Gene Ontology annotation, biological process: positive regulation of DNA-templated transcription. Gene Ontology annotation, cellular component: nucleus.